Messenger RNA from Oncorhynchus gorbuscha (pink salmon), 3550 nucleotides. Its product is annotated as neuronal acetylcholine receptor subunit alpha-4-like. The record is from RefSeq and is a predicted model, not a curated record. Gene Ontology annotation, biological process: monoatomic ion transmembrane transport; signal transduction; nervous system process. NCBI's taxonomy places the organism in Eukaryota, Metazoa, Chordata, Actinopteri, Salmoniformes, Salmonidae. Bases 290 to 2146 code for a protein of 618 amino acids. The transcript is spliced from 6 exons. Gene Ontology annotation, cellular component: neuron projection; postsynaptic membrane; synapse. Gene Ontology annotation, molecular function: transmembrane signaling receptor activity; acetylcholine-gated monoatomic cation-selective channel activity.
UCCAUUUUUUGUGCAACCUGCAGCCAAGGAUGUUGUGCUAAAGAGGAGGUUGGAUUCCAGAGGAAUGUCGUCAGAAACAAAUCAACAUACAAAAGGGACAUGACAACCUUUUGCUCUUUUUUUUAACGCAGAGCGAAAAGAGAUAUCAAUUGAAUCAUUUAAAUGCAUCAUGAAAAUGAAGAGAGAGCACAGAAGGUGAACAUGUAAUUGUUUUAUGACAACAGUGGACGCAAGCAGAUGAAAGAGUUUUCAAAUCUGGGUAGAAGAAGAUUUUCACUUAGUCAAAAAAAUGUCUUCGGUCAAGUGUUAUCCUCUUGUAGGAAUUUUAUUGUCUCUUCUUCCCUUUCAAGUGUGUAGCCACCCCAGGGUGCGGGCUCAGGCAGAGGACAGGCUACUGAGGACUCUGUUCAGCCAUUACAACAAACUGGCACGCCCUGUGGCCAAUGUCUCUGAUGUGGUGCAUGUGCUCUUUGGGUUGUCCAUUGCCCAGCUCAUUGAUGUGGAUGAGAAAAAUCAAAUGAUGAUCACCAAUGUCUGGGUGAAACAUGAGUGGAAUGACUACAAGCUCUGCUGGAAUCCAAAGGAAUACGAGAAUGUCACAUCCAUGCACAUCCCAUCCCAUCUAAUCUGGAGACCAGAUAUAGUUCUUUACAACAAUGCAGAUGGUGAUUUCUCCGUGACCCACCUGACCAAGGCCCACCUGUUCCACGACGGGCGCAUCAAGUGGGUUCCCCCGGCCAUCUACAAGUCCUCCUGCAGCAUCGACGUCACCUUCUUCCCUUUCGACCAGCAGAACUGCACCAUGAAGUUUGGCUCGUGGACCUACGACCGCACCAAGAUCGACCUAAUCAGAAUGGCAGGCAAUGUGGACCAGAUGGACUACUGGGAAAGUGGCGAGUGGGUGCUGGUGGACGCCGUGGGCAACUACAAUAUCAAGAAGUACGAGUGCUGCCACGAGGUCUACUCUGACAUCACCUAUUCCUUCAUCAUCCGGAGACUACCGCUGUUCUACACCAUUAAUCUGAUCGUGCCCUGCCUGCUGAUCUCCUGCCUGACUGUCCUGGUCUUCUAUCUGCCCUCUGACUGUGGAGAGAAGAUCACCCUGUGUAUCUCUGUGUUGCUGUCUCUCACCGUCUUCCUCUUGCUUAUUACCGAGAUCAUCCCGUCCACCUCGCUGGUUAUCUCGCUCAUCGGGGAGUACCUCCUCUUCACCAUGAUCUUCGUCACCCUUUCCAUCAGCAUCACCAUCUUCGUGCUCAACGUACACCACCGCUCGCCGCGCACGGACACCAUGCCCCGCUGGGUGCGCCGUGUCUUCCUGGACGUUGUCCCCGGCUUCCUGUUCAUCCGGCGGCCUGCCGCGGUCAAGGACAACAAGAAGAGGCUGGCGGAGGCCAUGCAGAAGAGGGCCAUGCUAUGGGGUGAGCUGGAGGCUGAGCUGGAGGUCCAGGAGAUCCUGGCCCGCUCCCCUUCUCUCUUCUUGGGCCAACCCAUGGAGGCUUCCCUGCCCCCCAAGCUUCCCCAGCAACAGCAGCAGCCCCUGGACAAGUCCAGCCAGUACUCCAUCCUCCCGGAGGAGCCGACCACCUCGUCCCAGCCAGGCUGCUCUUCUCUGUUCCUCCACCCUCUCUUCCCACCCAGGGACAAGCACCACGCGGCCAGGCCCAAGAUGCGUUCCCUCAGCUUACAGUACGGCCUGGGUGAGAGGGAGCAGCCCCAGACCAACAUCCGCUGUCGCUCACGCAGUAUCCAGUACUGCUGCCUGCAUGAGGAGGUCUCCUCCAUGGGUAACGGCAUGCAGCGGCCUCUCUCUCAACACCCGUCCCUGAUGGAGGAGAGGAAGCAGAGCUGCUCAGCUGUCUGCAAGUAUCACUCAGGCCUGGCCAAGGAAGCCAAAGCAAUGACCAAGGACCAGCGGCUCCUCGUCUUAUCCCCGUCCAUGAAGAUGGCCAUGGAAGGUGUGCAGUACAUCGCAGACCACCUCCGUUCAGAGGAUAUCGACUUCUCUGUGAAGCAGGAGUGGAAGUAUGUGGCUAUGGUCCUGGACCGGAUCUUUCUGUGGUUGUUCAUCUUGGUGUGUCUCCUGGGGACCCUCGGACUCUUCGUCCCUCCCUGGCUGGCUGGAAUGAUAGACCUAUCUGUCUGACUCCAAACACUUCUGAAGCCAUUGAUGCACAUUCAAAUUGUACAACUGAUGAACAACUCACUUGCCACAAUUUUGUUCUGCACAACAUUAAUUACACAAGCAUUGUGGAGACACUGCACAAUACUUGUGUAAACAUUUGUGUGCAGAAAAUAUCAGUUGUAAUGACAACCAUUGUGUCAAAUGCAUUGUAUAUCAGUUGUGCAGACCCGAGUGUGAACAGGGCCAUGGCGGAUGUCACCAAUGGACAGGAAACCUUCUCAUUAAUUAAUUAAUUGUGAAAAGGUAUUUGUAGAUAAAAAGUGACACAUAAUUGUUUUGGCAAUGCUUUAUUUUCCAGAAGCCAGCAGAUGGAGCCAAAGGUCUCUAAUGUGAAGGACUGAGAAGUUACAUUGGGAUUGUGGAAACAUAGCGGUUACUGCCAAAAUAAUGAAAACAAUUGAGAAAAUGUGGUAUACAAAGUAUAUUGAAAGCAGGUGCUUCCAUACAGGUGUGGUUCCUGAGUUAAUUAAGCAAAAAACAUCCCAUCAUGCUUAGGGUCAUGUAUAAAAAUGCUGGGCAGGCCAUUAUUUUGGCUACUAUGGCUCUGCCCCAUAGAAUGACAAUGCUCCCAUCCACAGGGCAUGAGUGGUCACUGAAUGGUUUGAUGAGCAUGAAAAUUAUUUCAACCAUAUGCCAUGGCUUUUUUAGUCACCAGAUCUCAACCCAAUUGAACACUUAUGGGAGAUUCUGGAGCGGGGUCUUGAGACAGGGUUUUCCAUCAACAAAACAUCAAAUAAUGGAAUUUCUUGUGGAAGAAUGGUGUCUCAUCCCUCCAAUAGAGUUUACACUGGAAUCUAUGCCAAAGUGCAUUGAAGCUGUUGGUGUAUGUUGGUGUUUCCUUUAUUUUGGCAUUUACCUGUAUCUCUACCUGAUACUAUCCGUUUAUUUUGGCAUUUACCUGUAUCUCUACCUGAUACUAUCCGUUUAUUUUGGCAUUUACCUGUAUCUCUACCUGAUACUAUCCGUUUAUUUUGGCAUUUACCUGUAUCUCUACCUGAUACUAUCCGUUUAUUUUGGCAUUUACCUGUAUCUCUACCUGAUACUAUCCCUUUAUUUUGGCAUUUACCUGUAUCUCUACCUGAUACUAUCCGUUUAUUUUGGCAUUUACCUGUAUCUCUACCUGAUACUAUCCGUUUAUUUUGGCAUUUACCUGUAUCUCUACCUGAUACUAUCCGUUUAUUUUGGCAUUUACCUGUAUCUCUACCUGAUACUAUCCCUUUAUUUUGGCAUUUACCUGUAUCUCUACCUGAUACUAUCCGUUUAUUUUGGCAUUUACCUGUAUCUCUACCUGAUACUAUCCGUUUAUUUUGGCAUUUACCUGUAUCUCUACCUGAUACUAUCCCUUUAUUUUGGCAUUUACCUGUA